Rotaria sp. Silwood2 is the source of this 561-nucleotide messenger RNA. Lineage: Eukaryota; Metazoa; Rotifera; Eurotatoria; Philodinida; Philodinidae. The record is from the annotation of a GenBank genome assembly.
AUGGGUGUUAUGAAUCUUUCGUCAAUGAAUAUAACCGAUAAUGAUAUGUCAUUGGUUAUUGAGAAAGUUUUUGGAAAACGGAAAACAAAAUGUACUGGAUUUAUCUUACGUGAUAAUAAUUUGACAUCGGUCGGUGUGAAAAUGUUUGUCGAUGCAUUGACCGAAACACGAGUUAAAUUAAAAUAUCUCAAUCUUUCGAAUAAUUCAAAUGUUGGAGAUCAAGGAAUUGAAUAUUUAGUAAAUUUAUUUAAAAAAAGUCGAUCGAUCACUUUUCUGGCGUUAUCCAAUACGGGUAUGACUGAUCGUAGUGUUCGUUUAUUAGCCGAUUUACUAUGUGAUGUUGAUGCUGAUUCAACUUGUCCACCUCUCGAAAAACUUUAUUUAUCUUUUAAUGAAUUUAUUACUGAUGAUUCAAUGGAAGCUCUACUUCAAAUACUUCACCAAAAUCGAACAUUACAAGUACUAUCUGUACAAUAUUGUCAUUUGUCUGAAGGAGUUCGACGAAUAUUGAGAGAAGCAGGUACAAAAAAGAAGAAGAAAAAGUUCAGUCUGUCACACUAA